Messenger RNA from Helicoverpa zea (corn earworm), 6129 nucleotides. RefSeq lists its product as uncharacterized. Gene Ontology annotation, molecular function: transmitter-gated monoatomic ion channel activity involved in regulation of postsynaptic membrane potential; NMDA glutamate receptor activity. The coding region runs from base 1 to 4533 and encodes 1510 amino acids. Lineage: Eukaryota; Metazoa; Arthropoda; Insecta; Lepidoptera; Noctuidae. Gene Ontology annotation, cellular component: plasma membrane; postsynaptic membrane. The record is from RefSeq and is a predicted model, not a curated record. The transcript has 14 exons. Gene Ontology annotation, biological process: modulation of chemical synaptic transmission; ionotropic glutamate receptor signaling pathway; synaptic transmission, glutamatergic.
AUGCGCGGGCGCGGGUGGGCAUGCGCGUGGUAUGCGUGGUGCGCGUGCGCGGUGCUGGCGGCGGCGGGCGCGGGCCGCGAGCUGCGCGUGCUGCAAGCGGACGCGCGCACCGCCUUCUACGUGGCCAUCGCCGCGCCCCCCUCGGCCGCCGACGUCGUGCGGGUGUUCAACCGCUCGCUCGCCGACCUCUCUCACACGUACCUGGCAGGCGACUACCCUCUCCAUCUGCGCAACAUCACGCUGCUGCCGCUGUACAUCGAGCUGCCAGAAGAUGAAAAGUUCGGUGUCCGAGUGUUGGAGCGCACAUGCUCUGCGCUCGACGGGCGGCGCGUGGCUGCGCUGCUUGUAUGUGGCGGGGGCAGCGCAGCCGCAGCCGUGGUGACAGCGGCCGCGCGCGCAGGCGUCCCUGUGCUCCGCGCAUCGCCCUCUCACGUGCAUCUCUCCUAUACCAUCGCCAACGAAUUGCUUCCAUUAGAGAUUCGACUGGAAAUAACUGCGCGGGAAACCUUACACGCACUCAGAGCUACAUUGCUUCACACGCACUGGCACUCCUUUACUUUGCUGGCAGAGGAAGAUAUUUACACCACACUGUCCUUACGGAAAGAUUUGUCUUCAAUAGUCACUGCUCCGCCUUUAGAUCCAAAAUGGCUGUCACUUCCAAAAAAGUUCUCACGACAUGUUCUUUUCAGGCGGCUAGCUGAGAUAUCAAGGCUGACCCGAGGCGUCGUUGUCUUGAUAUGUGAUGUCAAUUACGCUAAGCUCGUUAUGGAUGAGGCCAAGCGUCUUAACAUGCUCGAAGGAAACUUUUUCUGGCUUUGGUUAGAUGCUUCCAAAGAUGUUGAUAUCUUCCAUAAUAUAAGUAACAGAACCCUAUAUACCGAAGAUAACGAGCAAGAUAUUGACAGCCUGAGGGAUACCGAUGAAGCUCUAGUAUACGAACGCUUUGACCGCAGCAAACGAGGCGAUGCUGACAAUAAUACAAUAGACGAUCAAACAGACGCCGAAACUUUGAUAAAAGCAGAUAAAACAGAAGAACAACCUACCAGUGAUGGAGUUUCUGUAAAAAAUAGUUCUAUAAAUUCAAAAUUUCGUCGCACAAGUCGACAUCUGAAUGAUUCAGAAGCACACGGUGUAAACAAAAAAUUAUUAUAUUUAAAUUUUAGUAAAUCGUAUGAUAGUAUUCGCAAUAUUAGUUUGGGAAGUAUGAGAAAUUAUAAUGUAAAUAACAAAGGCGUUGAAACUUCUAAAAUCGAAAACAAUUCAAUUGCGAAGGGAAUGCCCUUUCAUUAUAGAAAUAAUAGUAGACAUAAUAGUUAUAGGGAGAUGAAAAAUGAAUCUUUUAAUAAAUAUGUAAAUAGCAUAGAUGUAGAAGAUGUGAAUGUAGCUAAAAAUGAAAUAUUGGGACAAGAUGAUAUAAAUAGCAAUGAUGAUAUUAGAAGAGUAAAUGAUAGCAUAGAUUUAUCAAGUGAUAUUAGUGAUUUCUUAAUGAAUCCCAAGGUGCAUGCGUCUUCAGUGCAUAAUUUUAAAGAGAAAACAGAAAAAAGAUACGAUAAAAGAUUGAAAGAAGAUAUACUUGACAAAGAAAGAGGAAAUAUUAAAGAUAACUUGACUGUGAUCUUCAAAAGCCUUCCGGUUGGAUUAUUGGCUCUACAUCCACAACCAGUGAAAAUAGAUCGGGCGUUUAUAAAAGCAGCAGUACGGAUGACAGUGGGAGCUCUUCGGCGUGUGUUACAUGCUUGCGACGCGUGGUCUGCUCAGGCGCAGUUCUUGAGUGACGCAACCGCCUCCUGCUGGGAAGAACCGAGUGACGCUGCUGCCGACUUCUCCACGGAAUUUGUAAGAGAAACACGCAUAUCUUCAGCGGCGGCGCUCGCUGGUGGCACAGAGCGACCAGAGCGAUCAUUAACAGCAUCUUUCGCUCUCUUGAACCUAGUUCCUGGACCCGACGGCGAGAAUAUGUGGAGACAAGUCGGCCGAGUGCUUGGUCGCAGUGUCAGACUCCAUACGAUAGUGUGGCCCGGAGGCAGACUCGUAGCACACGGACAAUCCGAUGGUGCUCGGACAAUAUUCCGCAUCGUGACAGCACUAGCCCCGCCCUUCGUCAUGGAAGGAGAACUCGAUGAGGACGGCCAAUGUCUCCGGGGCCUUCUAUGUCACCGGCCACAAACGUCCGACAGAGAUAAUCUGACCCUAGCGUUCAAUGAAUUGGAAAGGGAAAGCGAUCAGGAUGAUUUUUUCUUCCCCACGUCUAAACCCGUAUUCACUAAAAUGGAAACGCAUUGUUGCUAUGGACUUGCAAUGGAUCUUUUAGAAAACAUCGCACAAGAACUUGAAUUCGAUUUUCAUUUAUACAUUGUAGAGGACGGACUAUACGGAUCCAGAAAACUUAUCAAACCAUUUCACCGAAUUUUUGAAUAUAAAACCGUCGCGAGCGAAUAUGCCCCAAUAAAUUACCAAAGUUAUCGUUCACAAUACCGUAACGGUUACAAAUCAGUAGAGGAGGACGCAGAAGAAAUGCCAUACCUAUUUGAUAUGGAACCAGAUGAAAGCGUUGAAAAAUGGAAUGGUAUUAUAGGGGAUUUAGUGUCUGGUGCCGCUCACAUGUCGUUUGCCGCACUCAGCGUGUCCGCGGCCCGGGCAGAAGUCAUAGACUACAGUCAACCUUAUUUUUUUAGCGGUGUGUCAAUACUUGCCGCCCCAAAUCAAAGACCAGACAUUCCAUUGCUUGCGUUUCUUUUGCCAUUUUCGCCAGAAUUAUGGAUUGCAAUAUUUACUUCACUUAAUGUAACUGCUAUAGCAGUGGCAAUAUACGAAUGGCUCUCACCCUUUGGAUUAAACCCUUGGGGACGGCAAAGAUCGAAGAACUUUAGCAUUUCCAGCGCGCUAUGGGUUAUGUGGGGCCUUUUAUGUGGACAUUUGGUAGCAUUCAAAGCACCAAAAAGUUGGCCUAAUAAGUUUCUAAUAAACGUUUGGGGUGGCUUUUCUGUGAUAUUUGUCGCCAGUUACACUGCCAACAUAGCGGCCUUGAUUGCUGGAUUGUUUUUUCACAAUGCUGUUGAUGACUACCAAGGUCGAAGUAAUUGGCUGUCAUUACGAGUGGGGACGGCCAGAUCGUCGGUGUCUGAGUACUACGUUCAACGAAAUAAUCCACAGCUGGCGCAACAAAUGCGUCGUUACGCCCUCCAAGAUGUUGAAGAAGGUAUCCAGAGACUCAGGAACGGUACAUUGGAUCUUUUAAUAGCUGAUUCUCCUGUGUUGGACUAUUACCGGGCCACUGACCACGGAUGUAAGCUACAACGCAUUGGUGACCACCCACUGGCUGAAGAUGCCUACGCUAUCGGCAUGGCCAAAGGCUUCCCUUUAAAAGAUAGCAUUUCGGCUGUGAUAGCUAAAUACUCAUCAAACGGCUACAUGGACAUUUUAACGGAGAAGUGGUACGGCGGCUUGCCUUGUUUCAAACUCAGUCCAGACUAUGGAAUCCAACCGAAGCCACUUGGAGUGGCAGCUGUUGCGGGUGUUUUCAUCCUACUAGGAGUUGGUAUGAUCGUCGGCUGUCUCAUAUUGAUCUUGGAGCAUUUGUUUUAUAAAUACACCCUGCCCGUCCUGCGUCACCAGCCUAAAGGUACUAUAUGGAGGAGUAGAAACAUCAUGUUUUUCAGCCAGAAACUGUACAGAUUUAUAAACUGCGUGGAGUUAGUUUCACCACAUCAUGCUGCUCGUGAACUCGUCAAUACCAUACGACAAGGACAUUUUACUUCACUUUUUCAGAAAAGUGUCAAAAGGAAGGAACACGAACAGCGUAGACGACGAAAAAGUAAAGCACAACUCUACGAAAUGAUUCAGGCUAUAAGAAGGGUACAACAGCGGGAUCACUCAUUAGGUUCUAUAAAAGAGCAAGAACCAGUAGAGACAGAAACUGAAGCAUCCGAAGAAGUUACCGAGUGCAAAUUUUUGUCCCCGUCCCCAGACGUGUCUAAUCGCUCGCCACGACCCGGCCGAUCUCCUCGACAGUUACGUUCACCGAGAGGCCGCAGAAAAAGAUGUAGUCUCGCAGGACUAAACGUACGGCGAUUUAGUACCGAUUCCGUCUUAAAUUCUGACUCUGUUUCUAAUAUUUAUGAGCGCACAAGUCAUAACAUAGGAAGAAGGCUCAGUCGAGACGUCCUGACCAGUUCCCCCCCAGACAUAAAUACUCGCCUUCGAACUCCUUCGCCUAUGUUGCGCCGCGCAGAAGGGUCCUCCACGAGAUCUUAUCAAGAUGUUUCCGAUAGAUCUGAAAAUUACCUUAGUACAGACUGUCCUACCUCUAGAGCAAGUGUUGAAAUUUUGGUUUCACAAGAUGAUUCAGACUUACCACCUGCUCCCCCGUAUCCAAGAGUACCCCCAUCGGGGGGCAGGUCGGAAUUGUCGCUUUUAUCAGAAGAGGAACUAAUAAGAUUAUGGCGUAGUUCGGAACGCGAAGUGAGGGAGGCGUUAUUGGGAGCACUUCAGGAAAGGCGGGCUAAUUUAGAUCCUAAACAAGAUCCGGGAUGAACGAAAGGCUAUAAUCCGUAUUUGGAAUGGAAUAGGUCUGUGCAGAAUCACUUUUCAUCUCUCAUUGCCGCUCGGCGAGGGAACGAUAAGGAGUAUCGACCAGAAUACGCCCGUAGUGGUUGAGUUAGUGCCUUUUUACAUUGUUUGAUGCGGACACGUCUCACAGGCGUUAGUUAGUGAAUCGGUGUUCAUUUCAGUGUCUUGAUAUUAUUAUUACAUUUGGAAGGCUGCCUUACUUUACAUUUAAUUGCUUCUUCAAUAUUGGAUCUGCGUCAAACAAUUUAAAUAAUGGUACUCGGUAAGUAAGUUAGGUUCGGAGAUGUUGACGUCCAGUAAAUUGAUAUAAGCUUUUUUAGGCGUAAUAUAGCGUAUGAGUAAAUCUGUAGAAUUGAUAUUAAAGAUCGUUAAUGUUAUAUAUGUGGAAGAAUAUUACAUAGCUAUGACCAGAUAAUUUAAAGUGCUUUAACCUAUAGUCUAGAUCGUGAUAGAUAUUUCAUUCGAUGACAUUAUUGUACUUGUAGUUAAAAGUUAGAAUUCAAGUGUCAAGUUGUUUCCACGAAACAACAUUUGGUUUAGUCACUGAAAAUGUAAUUACUGGGCUGUUGAAUGGAAUAACAAUAUUGUGAAUAAAACCAAUUUGUAAAUAAUUAACGUUCCUAAUUUUACUGUAGCUCACUUAUUUAACAAAGGCAAUUAUGGAAUUCAAAACAAAAGAGACUUUAUGACUGUAUUCUUAAUUUUAUGUUUUAUUGGUAAAAAACGAAAAAAAGCUUUUAUGAAGCAGAUAGGACUGUACCAGAGUAAUAAAAACAAAUUUAUUUGGUAUGGGGAAGACGACAAACAAGUACGUAUGGUAGAAGAUAGUAUGGUCUGAAAGUCAGUACCUAUAAUGUACUAAUACAAAUAGAAUUACGAUUUCUGAACAGCAUUCCUUCGUUCAUAUGGUCUGAUAAGUUUAUAAAGGACAAAAAUAAGUUUAUCUACCUUCUUUUACUUACCUUGCUCUAAUUUAAUAUAUUUCCGCUAUCCCGAUAUCAAUUUUAUGAAAUGCCUUUCAUUUAUCGGUGUAAUUCGAUUGGAUUGGAUUUUAUUUCGAUCCAUCUUUUAUCGGCAAGGUAAUGCAUUAGCGCAGUUUGAUAAAUGAUUAUUGGAUAUGAAAUCGUCUCAUAAGAACCACCACUUUACGAACAAGUUUUGUGAAGCGAUUAAGGAAAACUGGCGAAGCGAACGAUGUGGGUAGCCAUAAUAGUGGCCUAGUGGGGCUUGCGGUUCCCUUAGACCCUGUUUAAAUACUAACUAAUUUGUUUAAAGCAUCCCCUUUACAAAUAUAUCUCUAAAUUAAUUAGUAACGAAACUAUGUUUUAUAGUUAGGAUUUUAAUGAAAUGAAUGAAAAACUGCCAAACAUCGGAUUAGGUGUUAAUAUAAUUAUUAGAGUUCACUUCUUCCUAGAGUUGCACCCUAGUAGCCUUUAGUUUAGAAUUUUCUCUCUCUAUUAUGCCCACACAUAUUUAUUAAUAUGUGUAUUAUAUUUAUCCUGUCCUAUAUCUUACCUAUAUCUUUCAUUAAUAUUCCCUACUUGAUAAGUCUUACAAAUU